AAAGUAAUAGAUAUGAUUUUUUUUAUCAAUAUAAUGGAUAUGAUUCUGAACACAUGUUACUUUGACCUUGAUUAGUCGUAGUUUCUCGUUAUAAAUAGCAUUCUUGAUUGAAUCUACAACAGUAGCGCAUAAAGAAAGAAAAACAAUUUUCUUUCAUAUUCGGAGCUUCCUGACAUUGGAAAAAUCCCAACUAUGUCUUCGUGGGCCACUUUUUUCUUCCUUUCCUUUUUCUCCGUUUUCACUUGCAUCAAAGUUUCUUCUCAAGACCUUACUCUCUUAUAUAACUUUUGUCCAAAUACGACAACGUAUUCAAGGAACAGCACUUACUACACCAAUCUCAAAACCCUUUUGGCUUCCUUUUCUUCACCCAACUCUUCCUACUCCACCGGGUUCCAAAGUGGUAAGGCGGGUCAAGCUCCCGAUACCGUCACCGGACUUUUCCUAUGCCGCGGAGAUGUCUCGCAGGAAAGUUGCCGUAACUGCGUUGCCUUUGCCGUCAAUGAAUCCUUAACGCGGUGUCCGAAUCAGAGCGAGGCCGUGCUCUAUUACGAUGAGUGUACGCUCAGAUACUCUCACCGGAAUAUUCUCUCGACCCUGAGAACCGAUGGUGGAUAUACCUUGCCUAACGUCAAUAAUAUUCCACGUAAUCAGCAAGACCGGUUCCGAGAUUUGGUUUUGGCCACCCUGAACCAAGCGGCAACCAAAGCAGUGGCUAGUUCCCGAAAAUUCGAUGCGAGAAAAGUCAAUUUUACUGCCUUGCAGAGUUUGUACGGACUUGUUCAGUGCACUCCUGAUUUGACGGGGAAAGACUGUUUGCGUUGUCUGCAAACGUCCAUCAAUCAGUUACCCACUGAGAGAACUGGGGCAAGACUUCUUUUGCCUAGCUGUGGUUCAAGAUACGAGCUUUACCCGUUUUACAACGAAUCUGCUGUUACGACACAAACCAACUAAAUACCAUCCAUACAUAUCAUAUGCAUUUCACUUCCACCUGUCAUUUUAUUUCAAUUUAUCAAAUAAAGUUGUGGUUCUUAUGUUUUUGGACAAACCACACGUUUCCAUUUCCUUUUGUGAUUUCAGUUUGUAGGAGUUGGCCUCCAAUAUAAUUUGAUCAAGAAAUAAAUUCAGUUGAAUUAUCCA
Brassica rapa (field mustard) is the source of this 1137-nucleotide messenger RNA. RefSeq names its product cysteine-rich receptor-like protein kinase 10. Lineage: Eukaryota; Viridiplantae; Streptophyta; Magnoliopsida; Brassicales; Brassicaceae. The record is from RefSeq and is a predicted model, not a curated record.